UGGUGUGUAGCUAAGAUGGCGGUGAUGGUUUUCCAUAGUGACUGGCUGAAGAACUGGGAGAAAGGAGGCAGAACUGACUUUGUACAAUUAUGCCGUAAUCUCAGUGAGAAUCGAGGUUACAAUGAUGUAACAUUUCGAGAUAUCCAACAAGCCUUGUAUGAGUUGGCAUGGCAUGUAAUAAAAGGGAAUUUGAGACAAGACCAAGCAGCCAGUGCUCUGAAUGAUAUAAUGGAACUUCGGGAUGAUAUGUCAUCAAUCUUGGCUGAUGUUUUCUGUGUUCUUGAUAUUGAAACAAGUUGCAUGGAAGAAAAAAGUAAGAGAGAUCAUUUUACCCAACUGGUUUUAGCAUGUUUGUGUUUGGUUUCAGAUACGGUUCUCAAGGAACGGCUGGAUCCAGAGACGUUAGAAUCUCUUGGGCUUGUAAAACAGUCUCAGCAGUUUAACCAGAAAUCUGUUAAGAUCAAAACUAAACUAUUUUAUAAGCAGCAGAAAUUUAACUUGUUACGAGAAGAAAAUGAAGGUUAUGGAAAGCUUUUUACUGAGCUUGGCCAAGACUUAUCUGGAAACCUCACAAGUGACCUGAUACUAGAAAACAUCAAAUCACUGAUUGGUUGCUUCAAUCUGGAUCCAAACCGAGUUUUGGACAUUAUCUUAGAAGUUUACGAAUGUAGGCCAGAACAUGAUGACUUUUUUGUACCUUUGAUAGAAUCCUAUAUGAACAUGUGCGAGUUACAGACUCUCUGUCAUAUCUUGGGCUUCAAGUUUAAAUUUUAUCAGGAACCCAAUGGAGAGACACCAUCUUCACUUUAUCGUGUGGCUGCCAUUCUACUGCAAAACAACUUGGUAGAGCUUGAUGAUCUUUAUGUUCAUCUUCUUCCGUUGGAUACAAGCAUUCUGGAACAACAUAAACGUGAAAUUGUUGAAGCUAAGCAAAUUGCGCGAAAGCUCACUUUGGUAGUGCUUUCUGCAGACAAACCAGAUGAGAAGGAGAAGGAGAAAGAGAAGGAGGAAGAGAAGAAUGAAAAGCCUCCUGACAACCAGAAGCUUGGAUUAUUAGAAGCUGUCUUGAAGAUUGGUGAUUGGUAUCAUGCACAGUGUAUCAUGGAUCAGCUACCUCCUUUCUAUGCCACCUCACAUAAGCCAAUAGCACUUGCCCUCUGUCAAUUGAUUCACGUCAUCGCAGAACCUUUAUACAGAAGAGUUGGUGUACCAAAGGGAGCCAAGGGAACAGUAAUUCGUUUGCUUCAGAAUGAAAGGGCUCCAAAACCAGUCGAAACAUAUGAAGAUUUGAGAAAAGAGGUUUUCAGUAUGCUUUGCUACCUUGGUCCACAUCUUUGGCAUGACCCUAUCUUAUUUGCUAAGGUGGUUCGCAUAGGAAAAGCAUUUAUGAAAGAGCAUUCAUCAGAUGGAGGUAAACUGGAUGACAAGGAGCGAAUGGAGUCCCUUGUGAGCUGUUUUCUCAGUAUUGCAGACCAGGUGUUGUUACCUUCCCUUACUCUAAUGGACUCCAACGCAUGCAUGUCAGAAGAGCUUUGGGGAAUGUUGAAAACAUUCCCUUACCAAUAUAGGUAUCGUUUGUAUGGACAGUGGAAAAAUGACACCUACAAUAGCCAUCCUCUGCUGGUUAAAGUCAAAGCUCAGACAAUUGAUAGAGCUAAGUACAUUAUGAAGCGCCUAACUAAGGAAAAUGUAAAGCCUUCUGGAAGACAAAUUGGCAAGUUGAGUCACAGUAAUCCAACGAUCCUUUUUGAUUAUAUUUUAUCACAGAUUCAGAAGUAUGACAACCUAAUUACUCCUGUUGUGGAUUCUUUGAAAUACCUCACUUCCUUGAACUAUGAUGUCUUGGCUUAUUGCAUCAUUGAAGCCCUGGCCAAUCCGGAGAAAGAGAGGAUGAAGCAUGAUGACACCACUAUCUCAACUUGGUUGCAGAGUCUAGCAAGUUUUUGUGGUGCAAUAUUCAGAAAAUAUCCCAUAGAGCUCACUGGUCUUCUGCAGUAUGUUGCAAAUCAGCUGAAGGCUGGUAAAAGUUUUGAUCUUCUGAUCCUGAAAGAAGUGGUACAGAAAAUGGCUGGUAUUGAAAUUACAGAGGAAAUGACAACUGAACAGUUGGAAGCUAUGACAGGUGGAGAGCAGUUAAAAGCUGAGGGUGGAUACUUUGGACAAAUUAGGAACACAAAAAAAUCAUCCCAACGACUAAAAGAUGCUCUGCUUGACCAUGACCUGGCACUUCCCCUUUGUCUCCUCAUGGCUCAACAGAGGAACGGUGUUAUUUUCCAGGAAGGGGGCGAGAAACAUCUUAAAUUAGUCGGGAAAUUGUAUGAUCAGUGCCAUGAUACACUGGUGCAGUUUGGAGGAUUUUUAGCUUCAAAUCUAAGUACAGAAGAUUACAUCAAACGAGUGCCUUCAAUUGAUGUUCUUUGCAAUCAGUUUCACACACCUCACGAUGCUGCAUUUUUCUUGUCACGUCCUAUGUAUGCACAUCACAUUUCAUCCAAAUAUGAUGAAUUGAAGAAAGCUGAAAAAGGGAACAAACAACAACAAAAAGUUCAGAAAUACAUCAAUGCAUGUGAAUUGGUAAUGGCACCUGUACAUGAUGCUGUGGUUUCACUUCACCCUGCUAAAGUGUGGGAUGAUAUCAGUCCUCAGUUCUAUGCCACAUUUUGGUCUCUCUCUAUGUAUGACCUUGCAGUCCCUAGUACAAGUUAUGACCGUGAAGUAAACAAAUUGAAGAUCCAAAUGAAAGCUAUUGAUGACAAUCAGGAAAUGCCCCUGAAUAAAAAGAAGAAGGAAAAAGAACGUUGCACUGCACUACAGGAUAAGCUUCAGGAAGAAGAAAAGAAACAAAUGGAACAUGCUCAUAGAGUUCUGCAGAGGUUAAGACUGGAAAAAGAUAAUUGGUUACUUGCUAAAUCUACCAAAAAUGAGACCAUUACAAAGUUUCUUCAACUGUGCAUCUUCCCAAGAUGCAUCUUCUCGGCCAUAGAUGCAGUUUACUGUGCUAAGUUUGUGGAAUUAGUUCAUCAGUUGAAGACGCCUAAUUUUUCCACACUUCUGUGUUAUGAUCGGGUCUUCUCUGACAUUAUAUACACUGUUGCAAGCUGCACAGAAAAUGAGGCUAGUCGCUACGGCAGAUUUCUUUGCAGCAUGUUGGAGACAGUUACCAGGUGGCACAGUGACAGAACUAUAUAUGAUAAGGAAUGUGGCAAUUAUCCAGGGUUUCUCACAAUUUUGCGAGCAAGUGGAUUUGAUGGAGGGAAUAAAGCUGACCAGUUAGAUUAUGAAAAUUUCAGACAUGUUGUACAUAAGUGGCAUUACAAAUUGACCAAAGCAUCUGUGCACUGCCUUGAAACUGGCGAGUAUGUGCAUAUUCGGAACAUAUUGAUCGUAUUGACGAAAGUCCUCCCCUGGUACCCCAAAGUAUUGAAUUUAGGUCAAGCAUUGGAGCGAAGAGUGCAUAAAAUUUGCCAAGAAGAGAAAGAGAAGAGACCUGAUCUCUAUGCUCUGGCUAUGGGCUAUUCUGGCCAGUUGAAAAGUAGGAAACCAUACAUGGUCCCUGAGAAUGAAUUUCAUCACAAGGAUCCACCAGCAAGAAGUGCAACACCUGCAACUGUUCAGAAUGGACCAGGCACAGUCACGCAGCCUGCUGCAGCAUCCACCAAUGCAGCCAAAGCUGAAGAAGGCACAAAUGAGGAAACUGAUAAAUUGAAGGAGAAAUCUCAGAGUGCUAUUAAAGUUACUAACAAAGCAGCUAAUACAAUACCCAAAGUUAUGGCCAGUAAUGGAACCAAUUCUAUAAAUAGCAACAAAGUUACAAAAGAGAAGGAAGAGAAAGAAAAAAGUGGGAAGGAAAAAGACAAGGAUAAAAAAGAUAAGGCAACCCCAGCUGUUCCUCCAGAGGCUAAAGCAACAGCUAAAGAAGUAAAGGAGAAAUCAAAAGAAGAACGAAUGAAUAAAGAUGAAAAAAUACGCGAGACCAAGGAAAAAACACCAAAAGCAGACAAAGAGAAAGAGAAGAUCAGGAAGGAUGAGAAGACAGCAAAAGAAGACAAAUCCAGGUUGACAUCGAGCAGUGCUGAAGCAAAAUCACACUCGGAAAAGGAGAAAGAAAAGGAGCAAUCCAAGGAGAGAGAUGCACUAAAGGAAGCCAAAUCCAAAGAAAGUCACACAGGCACUAAAGGAGAAAAAUCGGCCUCUGCUGGGUCCUUGAAGUCCCCAGUUCCACGAUCUGAAUCUUCAGAAACUGAUAGGGAACAAAAACGGCGCAAGCUCGAUUCCCACUCAUCACCAUCACAUUCCACUACAGUAAAGGAUGGUCUCGGUGAUCACAAAGAAUCAUCAGCAAAGCAUCAUAGCCCACAUCAUACCAACCAUAGUACAGGCACACAGUCAAAGAGUAAAGAAAGAGAAAUGGAGAAGAAAGAAGUGGAGAAGUUAAGGGAUCGGUCAAGAGAGAGGGAAAAGAAAGAAGAUAAAGAACGAAAAGAGCGCAAGAGGGAUCAUUCAAAUAGUGAUCGAGAGAACAUACAAGAAUCAAAACGGCGUAAAGAUGAAAAUGGAACAGGUGGCUCUGGGAAAAGGAGUAAAAGUGCAAGUCCAGUAGAUUCCCCACGCUCGAGUGAGAAGGAGAAAAACAAGAGCUCAAAAUCUGCCUCUGGUAAAGACAGGGAUAAAAACGACUCCAUCAAAUUAGAAAAAAUAGAGAAAAGUUCAACUGCCAGCAAAAAGGAAUCCAGGCAUGACAAAGGAGAGAAGAAAGAAAAGCGUGAGAGUAGUGGAUUGAAAGAUGACAAAAAACAUCAUAAAUCCUCAGAAAAACAUAGAUAAUGAAGAAUAACCCAACUAAUGCUUUUCCCCAUUGGACUACAAGCUGGUGCCGUGAAUUUACUUGUGCUACUGAAUUUGGAACGCAAGGACUUCAUUGGUGAGGUUGACAAAAUCAGGAGAGGGAGGACCUAACCGAAGCCUAUUAAAACAUUUUGUUCAAUUACUUUCACUCCAUUUCUGUUGGCCAUCAUUUAAAAAUUGAGUUGUGUUGUCUUUUUCACUUGAUGUUUUGUCUGUAUGCAUGUCAUUCUCAGUAUAUUAGCAAGUGGUUUGCUCUUAAAUAUAAGCACAAUGUGCUGUACGCUGCAAAACCACGAAGUACAUUUGCAGUCAUUUUGAGUGCAGGCUUAUGCCUGCUGCCAGCUGUCUACAACCUUCCAUCUUCACCUUUACGGCAAUGAAGAUAUUUGUAUAUUAUGUAUACACUAGUAUAGUGAUUGUGUGUAAUUAAAAUCAGCCAUUGUUUAGUUUACUGAUUAAAACUAUCCCGUGCAGCAUCUUGUGUUUAUUUCAUGAAAAUUUUAAAGCAAAUUGCAAGUAUUGUCCUUGAGAUGAAAUUAGGUUUAAAUUGUACAACUACAGGAGAUUUCUAUUUCCAUGAAUACCUAUGUUUGGUCAUAAAUUUUCAAAAUUACAUUUGAAUUUUUUAUCUGCUGUAUUCUACCAGUGUAAUCUUUUUCUAAAUAAAUGGAUAGUUUUCUCAGU
Molecule: messenger RNA, 5529 nt
Organism: Mobula hypostoma (lesser devil ray)
Lineage: Eukaryota; Metazoa; Chordata; Chondrichthyes; Myliobatiformes; Myliobatidae
Gene: thoc2
Product: THO complex 2
Exons: 39
Coding region: 16-4824 (1602 amino acids)
Biological process (GO): mRNA export from nucleus; mRNA processing
Cellular component (GO): THO complex part of transcription export complex
Molecular function (GO): mRNA binding
Source: RefSeq, a predicted model, not a curated record